Ustilaginoidea virens is the source of this 2637-nucleotide messenger RNA. RefSeq lists its product as uncharacterized. The transcript is spliced from 3 exons. Gene Ontology annotation, cellular component: membrane; Golgi medial cisterna; Golgi trans cisterna. Lineage: Eukaryota; Fungi; Ascomycota; Sordariomycetes; Hypocreales; Clavicipitaceae. Bases 1 to 2637 code for a protein of 878 amino acids. The record is from RefSeq and is a predicted model, not a curated record.
AUGGGUGCAAGCGAUUCCAAGAUUGUCUUUAAACAGGGCAUUUUCAAGCUUUCAGAAGAACGACACAUUCCCGCGGACGAUCCUUAUUGGACUUCGUUUUGGGAGCUGCCUGAUUCAUCCGAAGACAUUUUCAGCCUCUUCUCGCCGACUGAUAUUCGUAGGACAAGGGACAAAGCUUUGGAGAACAUUGAAACGUUGAUACUAGCGUUGACAUCUCGGCUCUUCAUUCUUCGACACCACCCAUCCUUCCCCGACCCGGAGCUCGCUCCCGAGAAGGACGCCUUGAAUUGCAUCCGCGUGCUGACCCGAAUUCUACCAUAUCUAUACGAGAAGGACAGCCUCGCAACCUGGGAACAGCGGUUUUUUUGGGGCACCCGUCGGAAGAGGACCCGCCAUGCCGUCAUUGCCAACGAGGUACUUUUCGAUGAGGCGGACGACGACAAGCCGGAGCCGAAGCAAAACGUCGAUGAAUAUGAGGACGCCAAGCCACUGGCCGAGGAGAUUAUAGAUACAUUAAUCGACCUGCUGUUCUUCUCCGACCUGACUAUCGCUAGGCAACCACACGGCCAUGACAAGGUAACGUAUGCUAUAUGGCAAAGCGGAGUAGGUUGUAAUACCGCAGUCGCCACGACAAAGGAGUUUGAAAGCAAUCGGGCCGAGGUACUACGAUUGUUGCUAGCCAUGGCCGGUCAAAGUAUGUACAUGACACCUGGUGUGCUGACGCAAACCGGCGUGCGGACCUUGACAUAUAUGUGUACAAGCCAGGACAAGCAAAUUGUCCUAUCUGUCCUAUGCUCUCUUUUAAACACGACAUUGAAAUACAACCCGGCGAGCUGGCGGGUGCCAUAUAACAACCUGGUAUUCCGCGACUCCAAACAGAGCCUGGUAACCUACUCUCUACAAUUCCUGCUCGCGUUGAUCGUGUAUCCAAUACCAGAGCACGCGUCACAAUCGGCGCCACCGUUGAAGAACUACUACCGCCACUUCCUGGGUCGCCUACAUAGACCUCAGGAUUUCCAGUUCAUUGUCGAUGGAAUGUCCAGAAUACUUAGCCAACCGCUAACCGAAAAGAGCUCGUAUUUGCCAGGGAGCCAGGCUUCCAGCAGCUUUGCGCCCGAAAUCUUGAUGCUUUUCUGGGAGACGACGCAGUCCAACAAGAGAUUUCGUUCCUUCAUAAUUGACACUGAUCGAGUGUAUGAUUUCGUGGUCUUGACCAUGUUUUACGCCGUCGAAUACAAAAACGACGCCGCAAAGCAAGGAGUGGUUCGCAUGUGUGCUUUUCUGCUACAGACCCUAAGCGUGGAUUCCAACUUUGGGCCUUGCUUGAACAGGAAGUUUGAGGGUCAAGAUAGCCUUCCUGCGGGCAUACGCAUCAACGGGUUCAGAGGCACGUACUGUGAUUUCCUGAUCCACUCCAUCUACAACCUCAUUACUUCGAGUCAAGGGAGCUUUGCAGCCAUUUAUCCGGCUCUCUUGGCCGUCAUCAACAAUAUCGCGCCACAUAUCGAAGGCCUCGGUGCCUCGGGCAGCUCGCAGCUCAUGCACAUGUUUUCCUCCAUGUCAUCGCCUUCUUUCCUCCUCGCCAACGAAACCAACCACCAGCUGCUGCACUCGCUCAUGGAAUCCAUCAGCGCCGUUAUCGACAACAACUACCGCAAGAAUCCCGAGUUACUGGUCGCCAUUGUCAACAACAGAAAGCGAGUCGAGGCCUUGCGCUCAUUUACGCUCGAGAGCGGCCAGGAAGAAAUAGAGCGCCGAACCCGGAUGAGGAAGGACCGAGGCGACUCCCUCGAUUCCGGGUCGUUGAGAAACUCUGUGGAUAGCUCGAGGAGCUCAUCUGUCGUGCUCGCCAAAUCACCGUCGUCGUCGGAUGAAGUCCCCGAGGACGGAACGUUUGCUAUAGGAGGCUCGGAUGAAGAAAGUGAUGACGAUCCGCAGCCCACUCCCGCCCAGUCGACGGCAAGCGAGAACCAGUCACAAUCGUCUUCCGUUUUCAACGUGGACGACGCAGUUCCGGUCCAACUGCGCGGCAUGUCCGAGAAGGCCCGUGGUAAAAUGCCCGCAGGGGCAGGGUCCUUCUCGAGACAGAACAGCACCACCAGUCUUGGCACCCAGUCUUGUUCGUCCAGGGCCCGGAAUGGCUCUUUCGAACCAACGUCGCAGUGGAUCGAUGGCUGGCUGCCGGAACUUCCGCUGCACAGCAUCCUGACGGUGAUCCAACAGGUGUCAAGCGUCCUGCCUCGUCAAGCUGGCCGAGAGGCUUUAACCACCGAGGUUACCCGCCGCAUCAAGGGCAUCGAGCUGGUGGGCAUAGAGCCCUCGCCGGCGCGCGUGCAUUCCUUUGAAUGGUCCCCUCUUGCCCUGGGGUGGUACGAGUCGCUGCUGUGGGGAGUCAUCUUUUCCAGCGAGGUGCAGAUGGCAAAAGGCACGAUGGGCAUCUGGAACGGGACAGCCAUCAAGUUGUUUCGAGUGCAAGAAACGGCUCCGACAGGACCUAGCUUGACCUCGCCUAGAGGGGCGGUAGACGCCGUCGGCAGCAACAUUGUGUCACGCAUCGGACAGAUUAAUCUACGAGGCGGCGGAUCAUCGUCAGCCAAAAACCUGACGAGCGGCCACAGUCCGCCGCCAGGCCCAUAA